Molecule: messenger RNA, 1971 nt
Organism: Sciurus carolinensis (gray squirrel)
Lineage: Eukaryota; Metazoa; Chordata; Mammalia; Rodentia; Sciuridae
Gene: Nrsn2
Product: neurensin 2
Exons: 3
Coding region: 282-896 (204 amino acids)
Biological process (GO): nervous system development
Cellular component (GO): transport vesicle; neuronal cell body; neuron projection
Source: RefSeq, a predicted model, not a curated record
GCAGGAGGCACCCAGGCCGGGGGAGGCGGCGGGGUCUCCAGGAGGAGCCUGGGGCCUGAGAAAGAAGGGAACCCGGGAAGGGCACGCGGGUUCGGGAGCCUGGAGGAACCGCAGUCUGCAGAGCGGCCCCUGGGCGGGCGCCCCCUCCUCGGCCCGCCCCGCCCCGCCCCCGCCCCCGCCCCCAGCCCGGGACUGCGGCGCAAGCGCGAACCAAACCCGCUCAGCUCUGCUCAGCUCCAGCUCGGGUCCGCUCCGUGGAGACCGCUGGUAGAUAGGGACCCAUGAUGCUGAGCUGCGGUCAUCCCUGCGCCUGUGGCCAUGGCACCAGCGUGGAGGAAAACAAGUGGUAUGGGGUCCACUCCUAUCUGCACCUCUUCUAUGAGGACUGUGCGGGUACUGCUCUCAGCGAUGACCCCGAAGGGCCACCAGUCCUGUGCCCCCGCCGACCCUGGCCCUCACUGUGCUGGAAGAUCAGCCUGUCCUCAGGGACCCUGCUGCUGCUGCUGGGUGUGGCAGCCCUGACCACUGGCUACGCCGUGCCCCCCAAGCUGGAGAGCAUCAGCGAUGGUAAGUUCCCGUCGCUGGAUCGGCGGGCAGCAGACUACAACCAGGCCCUGGGCACCUGCCGCCUGGCAGGCACCGCACUCUGUGUGGCCGCCGGGAUCCUGCUGGCCAUCUGCCUCUUCUGGGCCAUGACGGGUUGGCUGAGCCAGGACACCAAGGCAGAGCCCUUGGACGCUGAAGCUGACCACCACGUGGAAGUCUUCAGGGAUGACCCAGAGCGGCAGCUGUCGCCCAUCUUCCGUGAGGCCAGUGGCCAGUCGUGGUUCUCGGCGCCCACCAGCCCCUUCGGGCAAUCCUCUGUGCAGACCGUCCAGCCCCAGCGGGACUCUUGAGCUGCCGGCUGGCAGCUCAGGGAGGAGCAGGCCCUUCCGCCUCCACAGGCCCCCAGCUUCUCUCAGCAGGGCCCCUUCUAUCCUGUAGCAUCUGGAGCUCAAAUCCCCACGCUCCUUCCCAGGAGUGGGGUUCCACCUCAUCCAAGAUGCCACCCUUCCUCAAGACCCCCCAAACUUCCCACCUACUCCUCCUUCCCAAGACCCUGCAGGGACAGAAAGCAUUACCCUCAACCUGUGCCCACCCUUCUCUCCCCAUGACCUUGGGCAAGCCCCCUAUCCUUUCAGACCGUCUACACUUGCCUCUGGACUCCGAGGGGUCCAGACCCGAUUCUAGAGUUCGUGACAUUCGUCUUCUCCCAGGAUGUCAGCGCUGCCCUCCCUAGGCUAAGACGGGGGACAGGGAGGGCCGUGCUCAUGGCCGGGAUGCUUCCGAGGGCACCAGGUUGCUGGCUAGGACGCGCCCUGGCGGUGGAGGUGAACACACUGACCUCUCACACCUGCGUCUCGGCAUCAGAGCCCCACAGCGCACCCCAUCCCCGGCAGUUAUCACCCCACUUCACAGAAGCAGAGGCCGAGGAAGGCAGAGGGGUGAUCUGCCAAGGUCCCAGAGCAAGGCGGUCUGCAGCCGGCACGCAGAACCAGCACCUUCAGACUCCUGGGCCAGCUGUGGUUCUGCAGCUGGAGCGUCUCACCUUCCUGGUUCCCAGGGCACUCCUGGGGUGGGGGACAGGUUUGGCCCAGAGAGAUUAGCCAGAGGCCUGAUGGUUCUAGAUGGCUCCAGAAUUACUAUGGACAUGGAUUUAAAUGCCCCUCAAAGUCCAUCCCCCAGACCCCAGUGCCCUCUGACCCUUGCCCUGACCUUGACCUUGAUAGCACAGCCCCUCCCUCCUACAGGUUCCCCAGCCAGAGGCGUCAUCUCCUUUCUCUGCCACUAGGGGGAGCGCUGAGACCGCUGGAGGACGCGCUCAAGGCGCCCUCCCCUCCCCUCCCCCUCAGUUUCCGCGGUCCGGAAGGCUUUGCAGGAGGGUCCCCAGGCCUCAGACCCGCCCUGCACCCCUUCCAUCUCACCUUCCCU